Messenger RNA from Iphiclides podalirius (scarce swallowtail), 663 nucleotides. Lineage: Eukaryota; Metazoa; Arthropoda; Insecta; Lepidoptera; Papilionidae. The record is from the annotation of a GenBank genome assembly.
AUGGGUCCACGGACUCUUGGUUGGGAAGUGCUCUGCCAUAGUCAAAUGAUAUUCACUCUAAAUAUUUAUUAUAUCUCAAGAAAUGCUCGCGACAAGAUCACGUAUAACGACGCCGCAAACGAAGGGUUCAAAACUCGAGGGAUGGUGUUCACGAGACCCUCUUCGGUAGCCUACCCAACGGUGUGGCACCGUUUCACCGUGCGCCGCCAAGGCACCACCGCCAGCCUCCGCGUCCAGGACCUGACGGAGGACAAGCAGGAGGAAGCGCUCGCCCUGCUCUCCAAACACUUCACGAGGGACGAGCCGCCCUGCAAGUACAUAGGCAUUAACAAAUACCCAACGGCUGUGGCGGAGCUUGAGGGCUUGUGGCGGAAGACUGUGGCGGACAGGCUGUCGCUGGUGUGCGUGGAGGACAAGGAUGACGGAACCUCGUCGCUGGUCGGGGUCAACGUGCUCACGGUCGCCUGCAAGGACGACAAGGAAGAACCCUUCAAGACGGAGGACAGGAUCUGGGCGAAGCUUUUCGGCGCUGUGGACCUGGUGGCUCGCAGCGUGGACCUGUUCCAGAAGUACGGCGUGGACAAGUACCUGACCGCUUACGGGCUGGUGGUGGCACCAGAGUGGAGGGGCUGCAACAUCGGAAAGGAGAUACUGAAGGCGCGG